Messenger RNA from Labrus mixtus (cuckoo wrasse), 1925 nucleotides. It is a transcript of the gene tbata, whose product is annotated as thymus, brain and testes associated. The transcript has 9 exons. Bases 336 to 1295 code for a protein of 319 amino acids. The record is from RefSeq and is a predicted model, not a curated record. Lineage: Eukaryota; Metazoa; Chordata; Actinopteri; Labriformes; Labridae.
ACUGGUAAAAGAACACAUACAGUAUGAUGUGCCUCACAAACAAGGGUUCAUGUCGAUUGUCUUCCUGUUUUUAUCAUCUUCAUUUAGAAAAUACAAAAUCCAUACGAGAUUUAGACUCUUUAAUCUAACAUAAAAAUAGAAACAUUAUAGCUGCUUUCAUUAUAAGAAUCAGGUCUCAAUGAGCCGUGUGCAUGACGAUCACUGUGUACAGAUGCCAUUCUUCCAUGUUUACUUCACGUUUCUUAGCAACAAAGAACAACAUAGGGCAGAAAGUACAAAAGGCUGAGAGCUGGAGACUGUUUCUAAGAGACGACACUCGGCUGUGAUUUGACGACAUGUCUGCAACACCGAGCCUAGACUCCCGGGGUUCAACAGGAGAGCGGAGCCGUGGUCAAACUAAUCAUGUCCCAUUCCACGCUGAGUUUACCAAGAGGCUGACGACAAGCAGUCCGCGCUUUGGGGCCUUGAGUCAUCAUUCCUUCUUCUCCCGACACAACCCUCAUCCACACAGGGUGAGACAUCUUCAAGGACUCAACGGUCGGCCCGUUUGCAUGGUGCGAGAUGAUUGGUAUGUCACCUCAUCGCUAUUUCCCCAUCCACUUCUCAAGAGCCACGUCCACAGGAAAACAACGGAUACAUCUGUUGCUUUCCCGCUCGCUAAGAGCCUUUAUGGAGUCAGUGUUAAUAAAGACAGAUCAGCGCUGUUUUCAGAAGCCUGGAGAGAUGAACUUAAAGAACUCGCCACAAAAGUCACUUUGUCCUCUCAAGCACCAAAGGAUAAAAAAGAGGACCAACCGGAGGAAGAAUUGAUUCGCCGGAAGACCCAAUAUUCAUCUGAAACUGGGAGAAUCAUCCCACCAUCCUCCAAGUCUUAUCAACGCAGAUCGCAUUUCCAGCGCGGGGUGUAUCCUCAGCCUCUUCAUGAUCAAGAGCUCAUGGUGUUGGAGCUGCUUUGUCAGAUCCUGCAGACAGAUUCUCUGUCCACAGUCCAGCAGUGGCUUCUGCUCGCAGGCCAAAGAGAGAAAGACAUGGUGAUGGGGAUGAUCAAACAGGCUCUGGAUGGGGUGGACCUCUCGGGCCAGCAGCAGGAAUUUCCACGCAGUGAAUCUCUGCUGACAUACGGGCCAUCAUUCAAGAACUCGUGGAGAAAACCAGAGAGAAAAAGCUCAUACAAAGUGAACCCAGCUUUCAUCAGUGACAAACCAGAGAUUAUCGGAGAUGCAGAGGUCCUUGAAGUCCACACUCAUCACAAUCAUCCUCACGACGAACCAUUUGAGCACACAGAGAUCGCAUAGAGAUCACUGAAUUUAAUCAAGGAGAUGUUUCCCAUCGGCUCCUAUUUUUAUCCCGUCCAUGAUAGAAGAUAUCGAAGGGUUUCUUCUUUUUUUAGGUUUUCACUUUGUAGAUGUUUCUUAGGAACCUGCAGGUCACAGGGGCACUUCAGUUAUACAAAAUACUGCAGGUCUGAUAGUGUUACAAAUAUGUGUGGUGUGCAUUUUAAAAAAAAAAUCAUAUUUGAAACUGGGGAAAGUUCAAAUACAAGAUGUAACCUGUUGUUACCACCACAUGUUUGACAUUGGUGGGUUUCGACUGAAAUGUUGUGAUUUAAAAAUUUUAACAGAUGUUUGUGUCCUAGAAAAAAAACAUUUGACUUGUCCUGUUCUUUGGUUUAUUCUACAAUUCUACAAUUCACUUAGCAGACGCUUUUAUUGAAAGCGACGUACAUCAGAGAGUAAGUACAACACAAGCAAGGAUCUAGAAAAAAGGGAACAAUGUCAGUAAGAGCAAACGAUCAGCUUUGAGUCCGAUUGGACACACAGGUGCUGACAGGCAUUGCACAGAGGCAAAGCACAACAUUGAGGGCAGUUCUUGAGAGCUCUAAUCAGUAUAGAAACCAUCUUAUAAGUCGCCGUUAUCAAACAGAA